Molecule: messenger RNA, 4126 nt
Organism: Mytilus californianus (California mussel)
Lineage: Eukaryota; Metazoa; Mollusca; Bivalvia; Mytilida; Mytilidae
Product: CCR4-NOT transcription complex subunit 4-like
Exons: 21
Coding region: 93-2225 (710 amino acids)
Biological process (GO): protein ubiquitination
Cellular component (GO): CCR4-NOT complex
Molecular function (GO): metal ion binding; RNA binding; ubiquitin-protein transferase activity
Source: RefSeq, a predicted model, not a curated record
UAUUGCGUUAAAUUAAUGCGCAAGAGUGAUAUUACUGUCAUCAGUAAUUUUUGAAGGGGAAAUUUAUUUUUGUCUGAGCAUAAAAAGAUAAUAUGGCUGGAGAAGAACAAGUAGAAUGUCCUUUGUGUAUGGAACCAUUAGAAAUAGAUGAUGUCAACUUUUUUCCAUGUACAUGUGGAUACCAGAUUUGCAGAUUUUGUUGGCACAGAAUUAGGACAGACGAAAAUGGUCUGUGUCCAGCUUGCAGAAAGCAAUAUCCAGAAGAUCCAGCAGAGUUUAAACCCCUGACAGAGGAUGAACUCCAAAGAAUCAAGAAAGAAAGAAAACAAAAAGACCUCCAGAGAAAACAGAAAGCUGCAGAAAAUAGAAAACAUUUAGCAAAUGUCAGAGUUGUACAGAAGAAUUUAGUGUUUGUUGUUGGUCUGUCUAAAAAAUUAGCAGAGACAGAAACAUUAAAAAAACAGGAGUAUUUUGGAAAGUUUGGAAAAAUUCAUAAAGUUGUGAUAAACCAAAGUACAUCUUAUGCUGGAGCACAGGGUCCUAGUGCUAGUGCUUAUGUUACAUAUAACAAAGCUGAGGAUGCUUUAAAGGCUAUAUUGGCUGUCAAUAACGUACAUAUUGAUGGACGGACGUUAAAGGCUUCAUUGGGGACUACAAAAUAUUGUAGUCAUUUUCUUAAAGGUUCCCAAUGUCAAAAACAAGAUUGUAUGUACUUACAUGAAUUGGGUGAAGAAGCAGCUAGUUUUACAAAAGAGGAAAUGCAGUUAGGGAAACACCAAGAAUAUGAACAAAAGUUACUAGAGAAUUAUAUGAACAUGCAGAAUUCUGCCAAUAACCAUGUGAUAACAACUGGUAGUAAACCCAUUCCUACCAGAAAGAAAGAGACUUCUCCAUUAACAGUAACAACAUCAUCUUCUCCUGAAUCACAGGGAACGCCUCCCUCAAUUAUGUCUAAUCACAGUCCAAACUCACCCUCCAGUAAUAAAGAUGCAUGGCCAUCGUUACAACCGGGUAAUAAACCAAUUAACAAACCAACCCGUACAGAUCAACAUAAUAGGGUGAACAAUAAAAUUAGAACAAAAUCAGAAGAGGACACAGAUCACAGUUCACAGAUAACAGACAGAUUUAACGGUACUAACUCAGUCCAUAGAACUACAGACCCUCAACAUAGUAACACAGUACACAGAACUACAGACCCUCAACAUAUAUCUCCCCCACAACAGACAAAACCUCCAUUAAGUCAACCAAGAAUUGUCAAUUCAGGGGUACCAGGAGUUAAAACUGUUGUGUUUGACAACCCAGCCCAAAGUCUUUCAUUAUUUAGUGGAAAUGUAUUUUAUGGCAACAGAAAUCAGAAAAUACCAGUACCUACACAAACAGAAGUACCAGACAUACCAACAACAGAAAUUUCAGAAUCAAUACAAGUGUCAAGUUGUACAGAUUGGCAAGCAGCAUUCGGUUUUACAUCAAAAUCUAGAGAAUCACAGGAUGAUGACUUAGGUUUUGAUCCCUGGGAUGAAUCAUCAAAAGGUUUAGCAGAUUUGCUGGAAAAAGAAAAUGUAACUACAAAUAUCCAUCAGCAAAACAAUACUCACAAUCAGAAAUAUGACCAGAGACCAACACAGAAUCUUCCCCCAGGUUUUACACUAAGUCACAUACAGAAUCAACAGAGACCUGUACAGCACCCAGCAUUCCUACAGAAUGAACUAGUCGGUAGUAGAAUGAUGGGGUUUUUACAACAAAAUCCAUCAAUGAUGUCAAACAGACGAGAACAGACAAAUCUUCAGCAUCCAGAGUCAUACAAUAAAGAUUGGCAAGAUGGUCUUCGGGCAUUAUUACCAAAUAUAAAUAUUAGUUUUGGUGCACCACCACCAACAAGUGCUAACUCACAAAAAUCAUCACAAAACAACCACAAAUCAAGGCGGUGUUUGUCAAAGAAUUCGUACUUUGAUGGGCCGAGGACAAUAUUUGAUCCAGCCAUUUUAUCUUCAGGAAAAUACUCAGACGGUUCUAUGACAGAUUGUCCUCCACAUUGGUUAAAGUCAAUUACACAAUUAACAGAAUUAGAAGGACAGAGUCAAAACCACAGAUUGCCAUUUGUACAACAGUUUCCAAUCAGAAAUUCUGGCUGGCCCACACAAACACAGAAUCCACCCCCAGGUUUCCAGACUAGACCCCCCACACAACAUUCAGAACCACACAAAAUUUCAGAAGGAUUACAAUAGAAACAACUGUGAUUAAGACAAAGACAUUAAACCAGGACCGUUCUCCUACAGCCAGUCAUCAUCAUUGGAACCAGUGUUAUUUAUAUACAUUUUGUCAUCAAAAAUACUUAACUGUAUUUGACUAGCAUUUAAAUAUUCUUUGCUAAAUCCAUUUUCAGUUGAAUUAUAGAAAGAUGUAUAACAUUUGAAUGAAAAAGAAGGAGGUUUAGUGAAAAAUCAUUUUCAUCUGGGUAAAAUUAAAACAUUUCUUUUACAUAUUACACAUUUUUGUCAGUCUCGAUUCCUAUAGUUUUCCCCAUAAAAAUAUGAAUUUAAAUGUUUUAGUUAUUCUGGGUUAUUCCAUUAAAAUGAAUGUGGGAGGAUACACAUGGAAGUUUUAUUUUUGUCAUGGGUUGUCCAUUGGAUGUAUGCAAAUUUAUUUACAGAAAGUAUUUAGGUUGAUGGGAGAUUUUAGUAGUACAUGUACCUUCCUGCUCUCUCAUAUCCAUAUAAUGGAAUAACCCUAAUGAAUCUUAAAUAGUUUUUCAAAAUGAAAUUUUUUAAAAAUUAAGAAUUCUUUAUCCACAUUGACAGGUGAACUGCUGCAUUAUUCUCUUCCAGUUGAUUUUUCAAGCUACGCAAGAAGUAUUGCUCCUUUUGAAUAAACAAGGGAAACUCUUACCAAACUUUGUCAGACUCUAGUGAUUCAGAUCUUUUAUUUUCUGUGAGCAUUUGCCUAUAUAUGCAUCCUACCAAAAAAGUACUUUUUGUUGCAAAGUACAUACUUUUAUUUUAUUUAAGUUGAUACAAAAGUGAUGUUAUUGUUAGAUAUGAUUAUUGAUGUAACAAACAUUUUACAUUUUAUUGAAUGAAAAAGAACAAAAUGCUUUAUGAAAGUCCAAGAUUUAUAGAGAAAUGAUAAGAUUGUCAUAUUGUUUACAUGUGUAUGUUAUGUUAUAAUAUCACAAAAUAUGCACAUAGUAAUGAGUUACAGAUGCUUUGACAGAAAUUAACAAUAUAGAGCAUCAAUCGCCCAAGAAUUAUCAUUUUCAGAAUGCUUUGAUAGGUUAAAACAUUUAAUUUACUACACUUGUUCACAAGUCUUCCAUUUACCUUCCCUUGAAGAUUCAGUAUUCAUUUAUGAUUUUAAUGUUAUUUACUGUUUUUGUUGGUAUCACUAAGAAUUGAUGGAAUUUUCUGGCUUUGGUAAAUUUGAUUUUACUUUUAAUUUUUGCAGCCACUAUGUUCAGUAAAUUAUUCUUUUUUAGCAUGAAUUGAUAAUCGAACACUUUCGCUAAUCUUUUUUAAUAAGAUUCAAUUUAGGGGGCUGAUUUUUUGCACAUCUUUCUUGAUCUAUUAUAACUUGAGUAUUUUAAACUAUUGUAUUAUUGUGACUUGCUAAUCUGUGAUACAAAGAAGUUUCCUCAGAAAAUGAUUUUCAUUAGGUUUGUCAUACACUUUUCUUCUUUUCUUUACUACAUUUGCUUAAAGCUUUUAACAAACAAUGUCAUUGCAAAUAGAAAUAUCAAUAAAAAAGGUUGAGUUGUCCAGAUAACCACAGGUUUUUAGGAGAAAAUAACUAUCCAAAAGUUGAGAUCUGUAUUCUGGUUUGUCUACUGAGUUAUAUGAAAAUGGUCGUGAUUUUAUUUUAUGGAUAUGAUUUGAAUGAUCAAAUGAAGUUAUUUUCAAACUGAAGAAUUAGACUAACCAAUGCUAUUUCGGUUGAGGGGAAUAGCAGACUGCUAAACAUGACAAAAAUGUUAUAGAGGAAGUAUUAAAGUGCUGGCAGUCAAUUGUAAUUUUAAAUGAAUUUUAAUAGUGAUGGGUUAACCAUAUAUCUGUUGUGUAUUGAUUCCAAAUAGAGAGCUGUUAUCAACAGCAACAAGGUGAUAAAUAAAAAAUAAACAGAAGGAUUUAUCUUA